This is a messenger RNA of Pogonomyrmex barbatus (red harvester ant), 1737 nucleotides long. RefSeq lists its product as uncharacterized. Gene Ontology annotation, cellular component: mitochondrial matrix. The record is from RefSeq and is a predicted model, not a curated record. NCBI's taxonomy places the organism in Eukaryota, Metazoa, Arthropoda, Insecta, Hymenoptera, Formicidae. Gene Ontology annotation, biological process: carbohydrate metabolic process; tricarboxylic acid cycle.
AUGUACGAUACAAAGCCACUCUUUGAUUGCGAUAAAUGUAAAAUCGUCUAUCGUCUUAAGGUGAGCAAGACGAGAGGAGAACCCAGUACGAGCACAAAUCUAAAGGAAGCCCUCUGCGAGAAAAUUCCCGUGCAUCAUGAUCUUCUAAGAAACUUUCGGGUUUAUUUCGGCUCGAAUAUCGUUAGUCAAAUUACUGUCGACAGUUUAUACCAGGGAUUAAGUGAUGUAAAAACCAUCGUCAAGGAAACAUCAGAACUCGAUUCUAAAUAUGGUAUUAUGUACCGUGGAUUGACUAUACCGGAAGUGAUCGCUCUAUUGCCUCGCGAGGGAAAUUCACCGAGUGCGGAAGCGGUGUUUUGGUUGCUCUUGACUGGUGACGUCCCAACGCAGCAGCAAACAGCUUCAUUAAUUGCCGAUUGGACGUCGCGACGAAAAUGUACGGAAUGGUGGUUGGGACCGCAAGGUGAAACGAUAGCUUCGGUUCUGCGUUCGAUGCCCGAAACAAUCACACCCUUGCACAGAUUGUCGGUCGCCCUCGCAAUUUUUGACAUCAGUAAACAGACGAACGAGGCCAAAAGGCAUGGUGCUCUGCCAUAUACUUAUUGGGAGUAUGUUUAUGAAGAUGGUAUGGAAUUUCUGGCGACUUUACCAGCGAUCAUUGGUCUGAUAGCUAAAGGUCGAACAUUGACAAAUGUGAGUGGCGAUGGCGAUUGGGUGCAGUUUUUGUUGGAUUGCUUGAAUAAUAUGCAUGAGAGCUGUGAUAAUCGAAGAUCAUCGAAGAUUGCGGAUUUUCUCAGGCUAUACAUCACUUUAAAUGCUGAUGAUGAUGGUGCAGCUCCGCCCGCUCACAUUACGCAAAUUUUGGGUUCAACUGAUCUCCAUAUAAAUGAGGUAUUAGCAAGCACCGUUUUAGCGCAUAUCAAUGAGCCUAAAAGUGGAACAAUGUUGCAGUGGAAAGAAUUACAAAUGAAGAUUAAAAGCAUGCUGGGUCGAACAUGGACGGAACAAUCCUUGAAAGAUUGCGUGCUGAAGCUAUGGAGUAGAGAUAAAUUGACAGGGCACAGGGAGGCUGAUUUUUGCGAUCCACGAUACAUAGCUCUUUCACAUUACUCCAAGCAAUAUUUGCCCAAUAAUUCAGAAAUAAAGCUCUCGGAAGAUAUCACGCGGAUAAUAAAAUCGACACUGAGAAGACCAAACAGAAAAGACAUUUAUCCUGAGCAGAAUGCUCUAACUCCUGUCAUUUUUCAGUAUUACGGAUUGGAAGAUAUGAAGUUCAAUCAAACGAUAUUCUAUAUGGCACGAGCCUUGGGAGCGAUCGCUUCAAUUAUCUGGACGCAAAUCGUAAAUGCACCUGUCGAGCAUCCGAUAUCGAAGUGCACUUAUAGUUAUAUAGAAUUAAUUCGUGACGACAAUAUAAAAAAACGGAAAUCUAAAUUACGAAGGUAAAUAAGAGCGGAACUUAUUCCUAAAGUAUAUAUUCAAAAGUUCUUUAAAAAUCUUUGUAAAUUUUAAUGCUAAUCUUUUGUAAAAUGCUAAUCUUUUGUAAAAUUUUUAAUGCUUAAUGCUAUCAACUAUUAUUGUUCGUCAGUUCUUUUUUUUAUCGUACCUUUGUGAUAUAAUCCAUUUUAAAAAUGUGAUAAUCUUUACCGCAUCGUAUUCAAAAUAAAUAACACUAGUUAAAACCUGACGUGACGAAAAAUUUGACUUACGGCCAUUGUUCUUAGCAUCCAAAAAUCU